GCCACAGCCGCGCAGGGAUACACGCGCGGUCGACUGCCAUCAUCAGGCAGGCCGCGACGACAUGCGAUUCCAUCGUUCACUGCUCGAGCUUCCGUAGUCUUAGCUGCUUGGUUCUGCAAUCGCCUCUCCGCGACCCUACGAAUUUUGCUCUGACGCUAUGGCUACUUACGACAACUUUGACGACUACAACACCGGCAUUGCAACCGCCGUCAAUACAGCGGAUGACGCGUAUAUCACCGUCGAACGCACCCGCACCAACAUGCCGCAGGGAUGGACCAAGUAUACUCAUCCGCAGAGCUGGGCCUACUUCCGUAACGACGAGUAUAAGUUGGUUGUCGAUGACGAUAUUCGCAUACCGGACAUCCUGGCAGGCGUAAAUGAGUACUACCUUGCCAAUCAGACGUCGGCUCUACCGGAUGGGCUGGAAGCAUGCAUGCUGGGCUCUGUUGGCUCCUACUUCUAUCUCAUCAUCGAUCAUAAUCAAUGCGUCGCGGAACAUGCUAGUGCCAAACCUCUUAAGGAUUGGGUUGGCUCGGAGAACAUGUCGGGCGUGAAUCUCCUUCGGCGUCGCAGACUGUACUGGAAUUACAUUCAGGGACAUCCCUCCCAUAUGACGAUGCCGUAUAGAGCAUUGACAGAAGCUGUCGACGCCAUCAGGGCGUACUACUUUGAUAACCUGAUGCACGGUGAACGUAGCUUCGUGCCGUUCUCGAAGGUUGAGUGUGACGAUCUCCUUCAACACUUGGUGGUACCUCAGGGACCCACCAUCCGUGAGACGUCAAUGGUGGCACUUGUCGCAUGGAUCCUCCGUGAAGUUUAUAGCCAUCGCCACGCAGAAGGUUACGGACAAUACACAUUCAACCAACACCGCAUACGUCGACGGACACUCGGCAGCCCGCCUUACGUACCAACGAGCCCAUCCGCCGUCGCUAGCAUACUGCUUCGUUUUCUCGUGAAUGGUCCGUUCUUCGGCAUCCCGCAGACAUACCUGGAGCAUGUGCAGCAUGCCAGCGAGUUUCGUGGACGUUUAUCAAGUCUGCAUCAGAGCUGGAAAGAGUACAAGGAUCAACUCGUUCGGGAGUACUCGGAUUUCAUUCUCGUGUCUACCGUGCUUCUUUCAGCUACCGUCGGUCUGUUGUCUGUGACGGACAUUGCUCAGAUAGCACGCGCAUGCUCAAUCAUGUCAGCCUUCGCUUCGCUCGGCAGUAUUACUACUGGUGUAUUCUUCGUCUGGCGACACCAAAGCGGUACGCAGAUGUCAACGACCCGAACGUUCGCUUACAUCAACAACGCUCACCGGAAUACCUUUGGGCUAUCGGGGCAUGCACUGUUCCUGAGCUUACCAGCUGUACUACUCGUGUGGUCCCUCAUUGGCUUCACAGUGGCGAUCGUCGCGUACGCUCUGCAGCCCAUUACGGGAGACACGGUGUCCGAUGUUGCAUCAACUUCUAUCAUUAUCGCCGUAUUUUUUGUCGUACUCAUUUGCACAGCUCUAGCGAUUUCCGUCUUCGUCAAAAUGUGGAGAUGGGACUCGCACACCUGGAGCUUGAAAUUUGUAAAGUGACCCCAUUGUAACGGUCGAGGGAACAAGGUGACGAGGCUAGCACUAGGGUACAAUGGGUAGACUGUGGACGACGUGCUUUUCGCGGGCGAAGUCGCGUGGAGAAUAUUAAGC
Molecule: messenger RNA, 1675 nt
Organism: Rhodofomes roseus
Lineage: Eukaryota; Fungi; Basidiomycota; Agaricomycetes; Polyporales; Fomitopsidaceae
Exons: 8
Coding region: 158-1564 (468 amino acids)
Source: RefSeq, a predicted model, not a curated record